GUCAGCCUUUCAAGCAACACACGCACUACCAACCCAAAAAAAACAAAUUUCAAAUUUCAAUAUGUGCCAACAAGUCGUCGUUGUCGCCAGCACCAACAACAAGAUGAAGACCAGCUACAGCAUCAAGCAGGUCCUGAAGACGCUCUUCAAGAAGCAGCAGAAGCAGCACCAGAAGCCUCAGGGCUCUCUGGAGUCCCUGGAAUCCGUUGACAAUCUGCGCAACGCCCAGGUUGAGGAGGCCUACUACGCCGAGAUCGAUGAGAACGCCGCCAACGAGAAGCUGGCCCAGUUGGCCCACUCGCAGGAGUUCGAGAUCGCCGAGGAGCAGGAGGACGAGGAGGACGUCUAUGUCCCCGUUCGCUUCGCUCGCACCACCGCCGGCACCUUCUUCUGGACCACCAACCUUCAGCCAGUCGCCAGCGUCGAGCCCGCCAUGUGCUACUCCAUGCAGUUCCAGGAUCGUUGGGCACAGGCUUAGAAACACCAUCGCCUCACCCUUCAAUCUUCAAGCUUUAAGAACUCGAAAAACAUUGUGAUAGCAUCAGCGGCUUUAACUACCCAACAAUCUCGGCGAUCCAGCGCUUCCAUUAGUUGUUAAGAUAUUGUGAUAGAAAAAGAGAGCUUUAAAAACAAACGUACAAAAUACAAAACAAGAAAUAUCAAAAUCAAA
Molecule: messenger RNA, 670 nt
Organism: Drosophila ficusphila
Lineage: Eukaryota; Metazoa; Arthropoda; Insecta; Diptera; Drosophilidae
Gene: E(spl)malpha-BFM
Product: enhancer of split malpha protein
Exons: 1
Coding region: 62-478 (138 amino acids)
Biological process (GO): Notch signaling pathway; sensory organ development
Source: RefSeq, a predicted model, not a curated record